Molecule: messenger RNA, 2439 nt
Organism: Lampris incognitus (smalleye Pacific opah)
Lineage: Eukaryota; Metazoa; Chordata; Actinopteri; Lampriformes; Lampridae
Gene: slc45a1
Product: solute carrier family 45 member 1
Exons: 8
Coding region: 1-2439 (812 amino acids)
Biological process (GO): transmembrane transport
Cellular component (GO): membrane
Molecular function (GO): sucrose:proton symporter activity
Source: RefSeq, a predicted model, not a curated record
AUGUCUUCUCCAGGCAUGAGUACCCCCAGUGACCCUUUGUUGGCUAGUCCGGGAGGGAGGUCAGCUGCAGCUCAGGAAGUUGUCUGGAGGACUUCGCUCCCAAAAACGGCGAGCUUCCCAACGUCCACCACCCGGCAUCUCAGUCACCGCGCCAAUAACUUCCAAAGACACCCAAAGCGUCGGAAGCUCAUUAGGCCUUCACCACCUCCGCCGCCGAAUACACCCUGUCCCCUGGACCAGCUCGACCUAAGUGAGCUUCCGCCGCGACGCACUUUCCCCGAGCUGCUCUUUAAUGGUUGCAUCCUGUUUGGUAUUGAAUUCAGCUACGCAAUGGAAACAGCCUAUGUGACCCCUGUGCUUCUACAGAUGGGUCUGCCAGACCAAUUCUAUAGUCUGGUGUGGUUUAUUAGUCCUAUACUGGGAUUCCUCGUUCAGCCACUCCUGGGAGCCUGGAGUGACCGUUGCACGUCUCGGUUUGGACGAAGGAGACCAUUCAUCUUUGCCCUGGCCAUAGGAGCGCUGCUUGGUCUAACUCUGGUGCUGAAUGGACGGGACAUUGGUGGUGCUGUGGCAGACACAGCACUGAAUCACAAGUGGGGUAUUAUCCUGACAGUGUGUGGAGUGGUCCUGAUGGACUUCAGUGCUGACUCGGCAGACAACCCCAGCCAUGCCUACAUGAUGGACGUGUGCAGCCCAGAAGACCAGGACCGGGGGUUGAACAUCCAUGCGCUGUUGGCAGGACUCGGGGGCGGAUUUGGUUACAUUGUCGGAGGAAUCAACUGGGACCACACUGAGUUUGGAAGGUUGAUGGGAGGACAGCUACGGGUCAUAUACCUUUUCACAAGUGUCACUCUGGUGGUUACCAUGCUGAUGACUCUUACCAGUAUCCCUGAGCGUCCCCUUCCGAAGACCCAGCCUCCGAAAGACUCCAGCAAAGGUCAUCUUAAAAGCCCCAGCCUCCCUCUUCCUCCGUCCCCCCCGGUACCCCCGGGAGCAACGUUAGGACUGGAGGAAGAAGAGGAAGGUUUUUACAACUACCAAUUUUCAGAGUCCAACUCACGCCAUCCUGACCCGCUGGGCCACUCUUGCAGUGCCAAUGCGCGUCUCUGUGCUGGCCUCACCAGCCCCAUAUCGCCCCUCAGCCCCCUCACUCCUAAAUAUGGUAGCUUUAUAAGUAGGGACAACUCUCUUACUGGCAUAAAUGAGUUUGCCUCCUCCUUGGGAACCUCCUACAUAGACAGCGUGCUCAUAGACUGUUACACAGGUCAGCAGACGCCACUGCCACUGGACUUGGACUGCAAAGCCAGGCCCCUGCCUCCAGGCGACACACCUCAGGAGUCUACGCAAGGGCCAGAGUCUAACCUGGAUGGUGGGUCCCAGCUUGUAGAGGGGUCUCAACCCAAUUUUGGGCCUCAGCCUGCAGAGGAGCCUCAGCCUGGAGGAGAAUCCCAGUCUCAUGGAGCAUCUGAGACCGGAGCUGGAGCUCACCCUGGUGCUGGUGGCCAUCGAGGCUCAUCUGCUGGUAUCCUGAAACGCCCGCAAAGUCUUGCACUGCUGGAGGACCCAGUUGCAACCCAGACUAUCGGGAUGGAGAAUGGACGCAGGAGAACUGUGACCUUCAGCCAACAGGUUGCCAACAUUUUGCUGAAUGGCGUGCGCUAUGAAAGUGAUCUGAGUGAGAAUGUGGAAACAGCAGACUCCCAGAUGUCAAUGAAGCUGCUGUGUGUGGCCAUCUAUAAGAUGCCUCCCUCCCUGCGGAGCUUAUGCACUAACCAUUUUUUGGGCUGGCUGUCCUUUGAGGGCAUGCUGCUGUUCUACACCGACUUCAUGGGAGAAGUCGUGUUUGAGGGAGACCCCAAAGCCCCCCAUGACUCAGAGGCCUACCAACGCUACAACGCUGGGGUCAGCAUGGGCUGCUGGGGCAUGUGCAUCUAUGCAUUCAGUGCUGCUUUUUAUUCAGCCAUACUGGAGAAACUGGAGGAGCGUUUCUCCCUCCGUUCUCUCUAUUUCUUCGCCUACCUUGCAUUUGGUUUGGGCACGGGCCUGGCCACGCUCUCCACCAACCUCUAUGUGGUACUUUCUCUCUGUGUCACCUAUGGGGUGCUCUUCUCCUCUUUAUGCACGCUGCCUUACUCUCUGCUGUGUGAAUACUACCAGAGCCCUCAGUUUUGCGGCUCAUCCGAGGAGGGGACCAGGCGAGGGAUGGGGGUGGACAUCUCUCUGCUCAGCUGCCAGUAUUUCCUGGCCCAGAUCCUCGUCUCUGUGGCAAUGGGACCUCUAACCUCGCUGGUGGGUGGGGCCCAGGGAGUGAUGUAUUUUGCGAGCCUGAUGUCAUUCGUGGGCUGUCUGUACUCGUCCCUCUGCGUGGUGUACCAGCUGCCCCCCCAUGAGGGUGAGCCCCCUGAAAGCGAGACCCAGCCACUAUUGGUGCACAUUUAG